AUGGUCAAAACGUCUGUCCUCAACGACGCCCUUAAGAGCAUCAACAAUGCCGAAAAGGCCGGCAAGCGUCAGGUCCUGAUCAGACCCAGCUCCAAGGUCAUCAUCAAGUUCCUGUCUGUCAUGCAGAAGCACGGCUACAUUGGCGAAUACGAGGAAGUCGAUGAUCACCGAAGCGGCAAGGUUGUCAUCCAACUCAAUGGCCGUCUCAACAAGACUGGUGUCAUCUCUCCUCGCUACAACGUCCAACUCCGAGACCUCGAGAAGUGGGUUGUCAAAUUAUUACCAUCUCGUCAAUUUGGCUACAUUGUCCUGACUACCAGCGCUGGUAUCAUGGACCAUGAGGAGGCCAGAAGAAAACAUGUGGCUGGAAAGGUCAUUGGCUUCUUCUACUAG
Messenger RNA from Rhinocladiella mackenziei CBS 650.93, 393 nucleotides. RefSeq names its product 40S ribosomal protein S22. Bases 1 to 393 code for a protein of 130 amino acids. NCBI's taxonomy places the organism in Eukaryota, Fungi, Ascomycota, Eurotiomycetes, Chaetothyriales, Herpotrichiellaceae. Gene Ontology annotation, cellular component: ribosome; cytosolic small ribosomal subunit. The transcript is spliced from 2 exons. Gene Ontology annotation, biological process: translation. The record is from RefSeq and is a predicted model, not a curated record. Gene Ontology annotation, molecular function: structural constituent of ribosome.